CUCGUCUCGCCUCUUGCACUGUCAUGGCGGGAAUAGCAAAGGAGAUCGUCACGCUAACGACACAUACACUCAAUGAUCAAGCGGCGCUCGGGGCACAGGCAAGAGGUGACCUGACCAUCUUGCUCAUGGCCAUCCAGACGACAUGCAAGUACCUCAGCACCAACGUCCGACGUGCCCGACUGCUCAAUCUCGUCGGCGUAGCCGGAACGGCGAAUGUGCAAGGCGAGGAUCAGAAGAAGCUAGACAUUAUCUCCAACGACAUCAUGUGCAGCUCAUUGAAAGCGAGUGGCAAAUGUGCAGUGCUCGUCUCAGAGGAGAUUGACGAGGCCAUUAUGAUCGACGACGAGCGACUCAAGGGAAAGUACUGCGUCGUCUUUGAUCCGCUCGACGGUUCGUCUAAUAUUGAUGCUGGCGUCAACAUUGGAACGAUCUUUGGCAUCUAUCGCGUCGCAGAAGGUUCGAAAGGUGCAGUAUCGGAUGUGCUACGUCCAGGAAGAGAGAUGGUCGCGGCGGGCUACUGCAUGUACGGCUCCUCCGCCAAUUUGGUCAUCUCGACGGGCAAUGGCGUCAAUGGCUACACGCUCGAUCAAGGCAUUGGCGAGUUCAUCCUCACCCACCCUGACAUCAAGAUUCCAGAACGCGGCAAGAUCUACUCAUUCAACGAGGGCAAUACGCUCUACUUCCAUGAACCCGUCACAAAGUAUCUCGAAUCUAUCAAAUUUCCAUCGAAUGGCAAGCCAUACAGUGCGCGAUAUAUCGGCUCGAUGGUCGCAGAUGUACACCGUACGCUGCUCUAUGGCGGCAUCUUUGGCUAUCCAGAUGACAAAAAGUCGAAAUCGGGCAAACUGCGUCUCCUCUACGAAGGUUUCCCCAUGGCCUUUCUCGUCGAGCAAGCAGGCGGUCUGGCCACAACAGGCACUACUCGUAUUCUCGAUAUCGAACCCACUAGCAUCCAUCAGAGAGUGCCCGUCUUCCUCGGCUCGAGGGACGAUGUAAACGAUCUCAUGUCGUUCUACAAGUCUGAAUAGGCGAAAGUAUACACC
Mixia osmundae IAM 14324 is the source of this 1043-nucleotide messenger RNA. RefSeq lists its product as uncharacterized. Gene Ontology annotation, biological process: sucrose biosynthetic process; fructose 1,6-bisphosphate metabolic process; gluconeogenesis. NCBI's taxonomy places the organism in Eukaryota, Fungi, Basidiomycota, Mixiomycetes, Mixiales, Mixiaceae. Gene Ontology annotation, molecular function: fructose 1,6-bisphosphate 1-phosphatase activity. The record is from RefSeq and is a predicted model, not a curated record. Gene Ontology annotation, cellular component: cytoplasm; cytosol. The transcript is spliced from 6 exons. Bases 24 to 1028 code for a protein of 334 amino acids.